This is a messenger RNA of Macrosteles quadrilineatus (aster leafhopper), 5104 nucleotides long. It is a transcript of the gene Adck1, whose product is annotated as aarF domain-containing kinase 1. Gene Ontology annotation, biological process: mitochondrion organization; lipid homeostasis. Gene Ontology annotation, cellular component: mitochondrial inner membrane. The record is from RefSeq and is a predicted model, not a curated record. The coding region runs from base 336 to 1880 and encodes 514 amino acids. NCBI's taxonomy places the organism in Eukaryota, Metazoa, Arthropoda, Insecta, Hemiptera, Cicadellidae. The transcript is spliced from 12 exons.
UUUAGAAUCAACCAAACACUCGGAUGUUUACUAUAAGCAUAAUAUUAUGUUAGCGUGAAAAUGUCUCUCACUGUGCCGACAAUCAAUAUACUGGAUUGAAAAUGACUUCAGAAGUUUUUGAAGGAGACUGAUGAUACAGAUAGAACCAGUACAAUAGAAAGGAAAAAUCCUCUCAGUUUUACUGAUGCCAAUGGCAAAUCCGAAGACCUUGCAGACCCUUUUAGUCGGCUGGAUAUUAGAGUUGGGAAGAUAGUUUACAUCCAGGAACAUCCUCUUGCUGAGACAACUUUUGUUAACCAUGUACGCUAUGAUGACAAAAACACAAAAGCUGCUAAAUGUGGCCUCUCCGCCGAGUAUUGAAGUAUGGUUUCACAGGAGGUGUUUUAAUUGGUGGUGUAACGUCCCUCCAUGCUAACCAAUAUGAUGUAAACUCAAUUGGAGUAGUUCGUCUUGGCCGAUCAGCUAUUACAGUCUUCAAGAUAGGUUUAAAAUAUAAAUUGGAUUUAUACAAUAGCAGCUUGGAUCCCGAAUCGGAAGAGUAUGCUCUACAAAGAUCUAAGGUGCACAAGGAAGCGGCCGAAGAACUGUUGGAUUUGUGCCGAGCCAACAAGGGUGUCUAUAUCAAGGUUGGGCAGCACAUAGGCGCACUGGACUAUCUGGUGCCGCCUGAGUAUGUGACUACUAUGAAGGUGCUACAUAGCCACGCGCCUACAUCUCCACUGUCAGAGGUCUACAGGGUUAUACGGGAGGAUCUCAAAGUCAAUCCAGAAGAGCUGUUUGAGAGCAUAGAUCCGGAGCCGUUAGGUGCUGCGUCACUUGCCCAGGUACACAAAGCUACAAUGAGAGAUGGCAAAGUCGUGGCAGUCAAGGUUCAACAUCCGUACGUCAAGGGGAACUCACUCGUGGAUAUGAAGACUAUGGAGAUCCUGGUAAAAAUUGUUUCCUGGAUCUUCCCUGCCUUCAAGUUCCAGUGGUUGGUGGAUGAGACUAAGAAGAACAUUCCACUCGAGUUGGAUUUCCGGAAAGAAGCAAAAAACAUGGAGAAAGUUAGACAAAUGUUCUCCCAUUUUCCAUGGUUAAAGAUUCCUCGAUUAUACGCAGAGUUGAGCACCAAACGAGUGCUAACUAUGGAGUAUCUCGAUGGCGGGCAAGUCAACGAUCUGGAGUAUAUCAAGGCUAAUAAAAUUAAUCCUUUUGAGGUGUCAGAUAAGCUGGGUCAGCUUUACAGUCAGAUGAUCUUCAUGGAAGGGUUUGUGCACAGUGACCCACACCCGGGCAACAUACUGGUGACCCGGGGAGCUUCUGGGAAAACCAGCCUAGUACUGCUCGACCAUGGGCUUUAUGCGACAUUAUCGGACGAUGUAAGAUGGGAAUACUCAAAGCUCUGGCUCAGUAUCCUCAAUAAAGAUCACACUCUGAUGAAGCAGCACUGUGAUAAACUCGGCAUCGGAGAGUUUUAUGCUUUGUUCGUCUGCAUGGUGUCUGGACGCACAUGGGAUUCUGUGGAGGCAGGAAUCAACACGACAAAGUUUACCGUUAGAGAGAAAGAAAUGUUCCAAAAAGAAAUACCAAAUUUCUUACCCCUCAUCUCCGAGAUAUUGGCUCGAGUUAAUCGGCAAAUGCUUCUCAUCCUCAAGACCAACGAUUUGUUAAGAGGCAUUGAAUACACAUUGAAGACACAGUCGAGGAUGAGUUCAUUCCUGGUGAUGUCCCGAUGUUGCGUUAGGAGCGUUUACGGAGAACAGUUGCGACUUUGUAAGACAAACUUCGCCCGAUGGAGUACAUACACUUCACAACAAUGGGCAUUGUUUAAACUCUCCGUCUACUACUUCUAUUUGAGUGUCUGUAGUAUCUUAAAAGAUCUACCAGUUGGGAGCUAGUAAAUGCUUAUCUAGGUUUUAAUUGUUGCCAGUGUUUUUAGGUUAUGUUUUAAACGGGUAAAUAUUAUAUUACGUUUAAAAAGAAUCAUAGGUUUUGAAAUGAAACUAUUUUUGAAUCUGAAUUUACAAAUAUAGUACAGUCCCAUCAAUUCAGCUCUAGUUACGGGGGUUGUUGAAAUUUCUUGGUAACCAUGUAAGAAAACUCCUGCUAGAAGUUUUGCAGAACUCUUUUCGUUUUGUUACCAAAUCAAUGUACCUUUGGAUUUAGGGAAAUGAAGAUAACAUUAUGGUCAUAGUUUGGUUUUUCCUUUUCUACAAACUGGGCAUUAUUUCAUUGUGAACUGUACUAACGCAUUUAUUGUAUGAUUUCUUGCCAUAAGCAUUUGUACAUUUACACGUUACUGUCUAACGUUGAUCUUUUGUUAGAUAGCCUGUUAGGCUAUCAUUAAUUUAUUGCUAUAAUAAUUACAAAUAACAAAAUGUAAUGUGGGUUCAGAAUUGCCUCCGCUUGGCAUCAAACCAGCAACCUUCAAAUUUGGAGAUAAUCACUAUAACCACUCGGCUACCAAGACAAAUUAUUAUGUUGAACGGUUUGUAGGACUGUACUUUAUUCACUUUCUCAGAGUUACUAAUUAGCUUUAUAUUUAAGUGCAGGGUUUGCUCAGAGCUUUUUGCAUUUGUGUUUCAUUACCAUAUUUACUUUACACAUUUAUCUUGUAUUAGUUGAAAACUUAGUACCAUAGACUAACCAACACAAGUAAACUUCCCAUCCCAUUGUGAAUUUUGAAGCUCGUUUUUUGUGUCUAGUUCAUGUCCGGUGACACUGGUGGCUAGUUUCGACGAAAUUUAGUUUCUAUUAUUAUAGAGCUAUUUUCAUAAUUUGUGAUUUACUGUUGGUUAUAUAACAAGAGGAUGAGCUAUAGUUUAUGAUUAUAUAGUUUUAUUUGGUUAAACAGUGUUUUAAAUGACUGAAAUAACCAGAAACAAAUUGUAAACAAAACAUGACCUCUACAGUGCACCGGACAGAACUAACGAUAAAAUUGGCUUCAGCUGUUUCAUAAAGAUGGGAAAUCAACUAAGGGAGUAUGUUUAAUGUAUGUUAGUACUGAGCAUGUGAAAAGUCACUGUGCACUGCACAACAAUAUCCUAUGGGUUUAAGAUUGUAUUUUGUCAUUGUACAGUACACAGUGACAUUUUACAUAUUUAUACUUUACUUCUACAGGGAGUUUUUAUUAACACAACCAAAAUACAAGUGUUGUGAGACAAGUUUAAACAGUAAAGGAAGCUCAUGUUUGUAUCCUUGUUUUCUUUACUUCAUUGCCAAUCAGCUGAAGAUUUUUGCAUUGUUGUGCAAGGCUAAGUCUUAUUGGGAUUUUAUUUAGAAAAAGACUCGGCAGUGGUGUUUUGGCAAGCUCAAAGAGCAGUAUUGUUGGAAAAUAUUUUUAAAGUAACUGAUUGAUUUUAUGCCAAGAGAUGUUUGUAAUUAAGUUUCCAGGUGUAAUUCUGUAUCUAGUAAAUCAACUAUUUAUUGACUUGUUCAACAUUUUAGGAAACCGGAUCUGUAAAAAAAAUUUACUCCAACAAUACAUAGCUAUUAAGCUAGCGAUAACACCAUGUUGAGUCUUAUUGUCAAUAAAAUCUCCCCCAAAAAAACUAAAACUUAAGAUAACUAUGCAACAAUUCAAAUCAGCUGCUUGACAAUGGAGUAAUUAGAAAGCAGGGAUACAAAAAAUAUACGCUUGUUUUGUCGUUAAAUAGAAUCUCGCAGUAAAAAAAGCACCCUGUAUAAUUUAUUUAAAAUUUUGCUCCAAGUGAGAUAUUUACAAUACAAAUUUUCUUUGUCUAUUUAUUAUGUAUGCGUACAAUAUUAUGUAUGUGUUUGUUUUGUGUUGUUUAUUUGUUUUUCAGUCUUAGUCAUUGUUUGGGAAAGCAAUUUACCAUGGGGACAGGGUUAUUGAUAGAUGUUUUUAGCCUUAAACUUUACCAUAACUGUCAUUGCCAAAGCACGAAAAGGCUGAUUCACUGCCAUAAGCCAUAGAAUUUUAACGUUUUGAUGUACAGUAUUCAUAUGAUUAUUUUAGUUGUAAGUUCUAAUUGUUGCUGUUUAUAAUGCCUAUUUGUGAGGAUUUUUGUUAUAGUCUUCAAUUAGGUAGUCUCAAUAUCAAGAAAGUUUAUUUAUUUAUUUUUUCAAGUCUUGCUCUAAUCCUGUUUUGAACGGGUUUCAAACAUUUGUGUUUUAACUUUUGCUAAACAAGCAAACAUUUUUUUGAUUCCUCAAAAUAACUAAUGCAUAAUUAUUUUAUUUCUUUACUGUUGUCCGUGUUUUCUUUUAACUAAAUGAAUAAGCAUACCUACAUUGACUGAAAUAUGCCUUAAAUAUAUUGAACGGAUGAAAACGUGAAGUAUGCACAAAAUAAAACAGCUUUAGUAAUCAAAAUGGUUCGAGUCAAACAACAACAAAACAAGUAGAAAGCUGUGAAGUGACUUGCUAGGAUGAGCAGUUUAUUGAGGUGAGUGCUAAAACAGCUGUUUAGCAACAAUCAGCUGACGAAUGCUUGCAAACAAUUGUAUUUUGUUACCUCAGCUGAUUAAAAAUAAUUACGUUUAUAUUUGAAUCAAUGAUGUUUAAACAAUGAAAAACUAUAUUGACAGACACUAUGACACACAUUUUUACUUUGAUUGUCAAUUAUGAAAUAAAAAUUUGUUUUCUAGUUUUGCUUGUGGAAGAUAGAAUAACCCUUUACUUAACUGAAUAUAAAAUGUUAACUAUCUGUCAAAAGUAUUACUUACUUCUAAUAUACAUACUUGGCCAAUGGGUUCAAAUCAAGGCCACACUAAAAAAAAAACAGGCCGUAAUGCUCGUCAAGCAUGACGUCACGAUAUAAGACGGCAAUGAGGUAGGUAUUUAUUUAUUUAUUUUCCAAGGAAAGAUUAAAACAAGCAGCUGAUAACAAAUGGCAAACAUGACGUCAUUGCCGUCUUCUAUUGUGACGUCAUGCUUGACGAGCAUUACGGCCUGUUUUUUCUUAGUGUGGCCUUGGUUCAAAUCUAGAAAAAGGACCUUAUCUAAAAACAAACACUGCGCAACUAAUACCUUUUUAUUACCGUACUUAAAGAAUAUUAUUUAUUAUUUGGUAACUUUAAUUACGCCUAUUGUAUUCUGUAAAAUAUUGUUAUGGAUUAUAAAUUAUCAAACUCUUUGAUUUGUUACCUAAAUACAUUUU